Messenger RNA from Effrenium voratum, 861 nucleotides. Lineage: Eukaryota; Dinophyceae; Suessiales; Symbiodiniaceae. The record is from the annotation of a GenBank genome assembly.
AUGUACUUGAUCCCCCAAGGCACGACCUACACGGGUGGUGGUGACGGCCCCAGAACGACGGCCCUGGGCUCGCGCCCAAAACUUCUGAACCCGGAGGUGGCCGGGAAGGUCUGGGAGCUGGUGCGGCGGAAUCUGGACUGGGUGGCGGCCAACCACAGCUCUGAGACCUGCGACUGGUGGGAGGAGGUGCGCUCCAGCGACUUCUUCGGGAACCGCUACACCAUUGCGCAAGGCGCGUUUCAAGCGGAUGAGGCGGAGGGCGGCCCGGCGUACUCGCGGCGGCCAAGGAGAUCGGCAGCAGCUGGGGUGAUUCAGUGGAUGCCAGCGGGUUACGUCUUCGAGCCAUUCCAAGUGGGGGACUUGGAGGAUGGGCUGUUCGGGCCGUUGAGCACUCCGGUGGUGAGGACGCUGGCCACCUUGAGCGACUUGUUCUGCAAGAGCUACGCGGUGAACCAGCAGGCGGCGGCGGCCAAAACGCCCGGCGUGCUCUUCGGGCGCUACGAGGGCGACAGCUACGACGGGGGCAACCCCUGGGUGUUGCUCACCGCUUCUGCAGCCACGCUGCUCUACCGGCAGGCGCAGGCUUUGGCCAAAGGCGGCUCCAUGGACGCGGAUGCCAAUCAGGUGCUGCACCAGCUGUUGGGCCGGGAUGUUACUCAGCAGAAUCUGCUGGGCGCAGGAGACGCGCUCCUUCUGCUCAUGAAGAAGUACUUGACCAAUGGCAUGCACAUGAACGAGCAGAUCGACCGCAAUGACGGCAGCCUCAAGUCUGCCAAGGACUUGACUUGGAACUAUGCCAACGUCUUGAAGGCUAUCGCUGCGCGGAAGGCGGCCGCUGCGACGGAGACUUUGGUGAUUUGA